Messenger RNA from Globicephala melas (long-finned pilot whale), 1788 nucleotides. The record is from RefSeq and is a predicted model, not a curated record. NCBI's taxonomy places the organism in Eukaryota, Metazoa, Chordata, Mammalia, Artiodactyla, Delphinidae.
AUGUCGGGUCUCCAGGACGACUGGGCCGCGGGGGUGGGGUGGCAGGCUGGGCGGCGCCGGGGCCGAGGAGGCGAGCGGGACCGACACCGCGACCCUCGCCCGAAAGCGCCCGCCCGAUCCCCGGAGCGCGAGCUGGAACCUCGGCGGGCGGGCGGCACCCCGCAGGCGGCGGCGCCUCUCAGGGGUCGUCCCCAUGCAGCUGGCGGAGAAGGUGUCAGCCAGGUGCGGCGACUCGGCGGCCCGGCGGCCCAGGUGGGCCUGGGAGCGGCGGUGUCCGGGGCCUUCGACGACGGUCGCGUCCCCAUUGCCCUGCCGCGCAGCGCGCCCUGGCCCGGCCUCCAGAAAGGCCUUCGUGCACGUGGGGGCCUGGCCCGCGCGGGCCCCGCAGGCCGCCGCUGCCCGGCUCACUCCCGCCUUCCUCCCCGCGCCUGCUCUAGCUCCGUGAGUCUCGCCGAGGUGUGGGACCAGAGGGCGAUCGGGAGCUACCACGAGCUGUUCGCGGCCUCGUUGGGCAACCUGGAAUGGUUGCGGUUCUGUCUAAAUCGGCACCGGCACCGGGGGAAAAUCCCGGCCGGUGACAAGGGUUUCACUGCCAUCCACUUUGCAGCCCAGAGCGGCAAGCUUGCAUGCCUGCGGGUCUUGGUAGAGGAGUACAAGUUUCCCGCGGACCUGCCCACCAACAAUGGCCAGACACCUCUACACCUUGUCAUCCGCAGUGACAACAAGACCACGGCCCUGCCCUGCAUUCACUAUCUGAUUAAGCAAGGGGCGGCCCUCAACACUCAGACAUGCAACGGCUCCACACCCCUGCACCUGGCAGCCCGCGAGGGCCUGCUGAGCUGUGUGAAGGUCCUGGUGCAGAAAGGUGCCAAUGUUCAUGCCCAAGAUGCCAUGGGCUGCAAGCCCAUCGACUACUGCAAAAUAUGGAACCACCGCAUCUGUGCCCGGUUCUUGAAGGAUGCCAUGUGGAAACAGGACAAGAAGGACUUUGCCCAUGAGAUGGGGAAACUGAAGAGGCUCAAGAACCAGCUGGCCCUCAUGGAGGAGGACUACCUGACUGAGUAUCAAAAAGAGCACCAAAUUCUGAGAGAAGCUGCCUUCAAGAAGUGGCUCCAUCGCAAGCUGCCGUCCCAAGGCCCAUCCCUGAGCCGCAACACUCAGGGAGAGCCCCGUCCUCCACCCCAGGCCACUGUGCUCUCCAAGACCCCCAGGCACGGGGCACUGUGGCCUCCCAAGAGCUUCUACCCCUCCCAAGAGGCGCGCCUGCGGCAGACACCGCAGCCCAGUCAGCCCUGGGUGAUGCCUAUACCCACCUGCAAGCAGCUCAUGGUCAGGCGGCCCAAGGUGUGGAAUCUCAGCAACAACCCUCUCAGGUCCCCCACCGCCCAGAUCGGCUACCCGCAGGGCAUCCACCUGGGCGUGCAUCCCGACCCCAGGCCGGAGCACGACUUCCGCUGCUUCCUCGAGGUGAGGUCCGACGGGCACGGCGGUGCGCUCCUGCGCACGGUGGCCGGCAACCAUGUGGCGCCUGUGCCCCGGCUGCCUUUAGAGGUGAUAAUCCGUGAGCUGUACCCGUCGCUGCAGCCGUGCAGGAUGAAGGUACCCCAGGGCUUCUGUUCUGUCACCAUGAGAGAGGUGCCCCGGAAGCGGCGCCUGGGCGAUGGCACCUUCUGGACCGACACUCUGAGCAUGAACCUGCGAGAGACGUUUGACGAAGGCUUCCUGGCAGCCGUGCGAGCCCAUCAAGGGCUCCCCACUCUGCCCUCCCCCAAACUACCCCCCACUUAA